CCAAAACCCAUCCAACCCACCCGUUCCACAUCCCCCCUUGCCCGGUGUUUACAGAGCGGCGCUGCUGGGCGGACCCGGUCCGGCUCGGCAGCUCCAUUGGGCGGCUCUCUCGUCAAUCACUGUGAGGGGGAGCUGCCCGCGGGUCCGUUCUGCUUGCCGGGCGCUUGCGCGGGGCCCUCGGGCGUUUCCCAGAGGUUACCGGGGGCCGCCCGCGGGGCCGGUCCUUGGCCGUGUCCAUGGAGCGGCGCCGUGGGAGGGGCCGGAGGCCGCGGCAGGGGCGGCUCGGCAGGGCCGGGUGACGGCGGCCGGGCGGCGGCACUGCGGGGCUGCAGCAGCGGGACGGGCCCGCACCGCCCAGCCCAGCCCAGCCCUGCGCUCGUCCCGCCGACCGGCGGAUGGGCACAGCGAGGGCAGCGGCUCGGUCAUGGCCAGCGGCGGCCCCGAGGAGGGAGAGGCGGUGGCGGGGGAGGAACAAGCCCUGAGGAAGCUGGUCGUCCGGCUGCAGAACGUCCAGGAGAGGAAGCGGCUGGAGACGCUGGUGCAGACCCUGAGCGACCUGCUGGAGCUGGCGGCCCGGCAGAGCGCUCCCCGGCUCUUCAGCGGCAAAAACGUCCACGUGCCCCUGCUGCUGGUGGUGGAUCUGUACCCGGGAGCGGCGGGCGUGCAGCAGAUGGGCUGGUCACUUCUUUGUAAAUUAAUAGAAAUUUGUCCAAGUACUCUACAAAACAUAGCUCCUAAGGAUGUUGGGAAGGACUGGGAAGUACUGGGUGUUCACCAGCAGAUUCUUAAAAUGCUUACAGUCCACAAAGGAAAUGUAAAUCUUUCAGUAAUAGGACUAAAAGCAUUAAAUCUACUCCUCAUGUCAGACAUAAUUGCUUUCCUGCUCUUGGAAGAAGAGGUGGAUGUGUUUUCCUUGGUGUUUAAUGCCAUGCACACCUUCCCUAAAAAUGAAGAGAUCCAGCAGCAUGGAUGUAAAGCAUUACACAAACUUUUUGAGAAAGUUCCAGAAGAGCAGCUGACUGAAUUUGUUGAAAGCAAAGAUCAUAUGAUCAUACUGAAAGUUUUCAAAGAGUUUCCAGAGAAAGAAGAGGUGAUCCUUCCUGCACUUUAUUCAUUACAUUCCUUGGCUGGUCCACCCAGCAAUGUUGAAGUGCUCAUGUCGGGAAAUGUUCGCUGCUACAAUGUUAUAGUGGAAAUGAUGAAAAGUUUCCCCAGCAGUGAACCACUUCAGGAAGUGAGUUGCUGUUUGUUGCACAAGCUUACAUUGGGAAAUUUUUUCAAUAUCCUUGUAUUACAUAAGGUUCCAGAAGUCAUUGUGAAGGCUGUUACAACAUAUCCUGAAAAUGCAAAGUUACAAGCUGCAGCUCUCAGUUGUUUAGCUCUUCUAACUGAAACAAUAUUCUUAAACCGGGACUUAGAGGAAAGAAAAGAAGAGGAGGAGGAAGAAAAGUUCUGCUGGUUGGAAGCAUGUUACAGAGCAUUAGAACUGCACCGAAAAAAUACAGAUGUGCUGGAGGCUGCGUGCUGGGCUUUGAAAAAUCUGUUUCUGUAUCAACGCAACCUUCAUGAGAAGAUUGGAGAUGGAGAUAAUCAGUUCCCAAUAGACAGAGCAGUGAUGCUCUCCAUGCUGAUGCACUCCUCUUCAAAAGAAGUGUUUCAGGCAGCUGCUAGCACCUUGGCAAUUUUGUCACAACAAAAUGUAAAUAUUAGGAAGACACUACUGGCAAAAGGCAUACAUAUGAAUGUUUUGGAUAUAAUGAGGAAACAUCCACAUUCUCCUGAAAUGGUUGAAAGUGCCUGCAGGAUUCUGAAUCAUGUUUUCGAAGGAAGUUUCCCUCAUCUGGAUGUAAUGACAGUAGCAGUAUCAGAAGUUGUAAAAGCCAUGAGGAAACAUGAAAAAUCACUCUCUGUACAACUGGAAGCACUUCGAGUCCUUUUACACUUCAUGAUGCCCAGUACAAAGAAUGAACACCAGAAUGGUUCUUCCAGAGAUGUGGGAGAUGCUGCUUUUGCACUUACAGGAAAAGUCAUUAAAAGCCAGUGUCUGUUGGAGGGGACUCAUUCAUUGGUGCUUAAUGCUUUGAACAGGUUUAUUGGAAAUCCUAGCAUUCAGAAGUGUGGAUUAAAACUGCUUGGUUCUGUAGCUGAGUGCACAGGUGCACUGGAAAUUUUAACCCAGCAAGGAGCUACUGACACUGUGCUUCACACCCUACAGAUGUAUCCAGAUGAGCAAGACAUACAGUGUUUGGGUUUGAGUCUUCUGCGCUCUUUGAUCACACGGAGGAGUUUGUGCAUUGCAACCAUGCACGUCCUGUCAGCAGUUCUGGUUUCUACCCUGCGACGAUUUAAAGAAGUCACUGAAAUCCAGAUGCAUGGAUUUCAUGCAAUCUUGGCAAUUCUUGGUUUGUCACCUUGUUUUGCAAAGCUGCUGGUAAAUGAAUCAUUUGACACAGUCAUUUUCUACCAGAUGUCUAUGUGUUUCACUGACCAGCGAGAUCAACAGUUUCAAAGCCUGUGUUGUAGAUGUUUUGCUAAAAUGGCUGAAAAUGAUGAGUUAAAAAAUACAAUGCUGGAAAAAGCAUGUAUGGAGUACAAUAGUAUUAUGGCUGAAUGUUUACUUUUACUGGGAGCUGAUGUUAAUAAGAAGACAAAGACAAACUCUUUGAUCUAUCAGGUUUGUGAGAAAGGAAGUAAUCCUAAAUUGGUGGAAUUGUUACUGGCCAGUGGUGCUCGAGAGCAGGACAUUCGGAGUGCUUUGACCAUCAGUAUAAAGAGAGGAGACAGCCAAAUCAUCAGCUUGCUCUUAAAGAAACUUAGCCUUGAUGUCACCAACAGCAGUAUUUGUCUUGGAGGAUUUGGUUUUGGCAGAUUAGAGCCUUCCUGGCUCAUUCCUUUGUUCCCAGAUAAACUUACUCAAACAAGAAAACAGAAUGCAGGUUCUGCCCUGGCAAGGAUGGUGCUCAAAUUCCAGAUGAAGAAUAUUUCAGAGGAUAGAUCAAGAGCCUCCUCUGAUCCAAACUUGUCUGAAGAUGGAGUGGACAGAAACUAUGACUGGAAUUUCAUACCUGACCCGUUAGUAGACAGUAUUUUUCCUUUGAGUGAUGAUAUUGAUAGUGAAGGAAGUGAAGGCUUACUUUUUACAAAAAAGAAGUCCAAUUCCAUUGCAGUUGCUGAUUUAUAUUGUAGGGAAAUGGCAUGUCAGAGAGGUUCUCCUACUUUGAUGCGACAUUCCUACUCUGUGGGACCUGGCUCAGAUUAUGAACCAUUAAUGAAACAAAGACGAAAAUUCUUGCUCUCAGAUGAAUCCCCCAAAGGCAUCUCAAAAUUGUCAUCACAUAUGAGAUCAUCAGACAGUCUUUCUUCAUUGAUCUCAGAGAAAGAGUAUAUUAAAUCACUAGAUCUUUCAUCAAAUGAGCUGGAGAACAUUGAUGCCAUCAGCCAGAACAGCUGCUUAAUAAGUCAUCUGGAACACCUUGAGAAACUGGAGCUCCACCAAAAUGCUCUUAUAAACAUUCCAGAACAACUGUGUGAAAACUUGAAAUGCCUGACUUACCUGGACUUGCACAGUAACCGAUUCACGGCUUUCCCGCCGUACUUACUGAGGAUGAAUUGUAUCUCAAACCUCGACAUCUCACGAAAUGACAUCGGCCCUUCCUUUGCUCUGGAUCCCAACCUCAGAUGUCCAACUCUAAAGCAACUCAACCUUUCAUACAAUCAGCUGGUGUGCACUCCUGAAUUUCUUACAAGUGUUGCUGAAAAUCUGGAACAGCUCUCGCUGGAAGGAAACAAGAUUUCAUGCUUAUGUUCACCCCUAUGCUUGAAAGACCUGAAAAUUUUAAACAUUAGUAAGAACAGUAUUUCAUCCCUUGCUGAGAAUGUCUUCAUGGGCUGUACAAAACUGGAGCAGUUCAAUGCCAGGAUGAAUGUUCUUGAAAAGAUACCUGACUUGUCAUCCAGCAUAACAAGUUUAAAAUUAUCCCAGAAUUGUUUUAUUAAUGUUCCAGAAGCUAUUCUUCUUCUACCACAUUUGAGAUCAGUAGAUUUAAGCCAAAACAAGAUCACAAGCCUGCCUGGACCGAUGCACUGGAAAUCACUAAAUUUAAGGGAGCUGUUAUUUAAUCAUAAUCAAAUAGAUGUCUUGGACUUGAGUGAAAAGGCAUGUGCAUGGUCUAGGCUAGAAAAGCUACACCUCUCCCACAACAAGUUAAAGGAGAUUCCUCCUCAGAUUGGCUUCCUAGAGAACUUGACUUCUCUGGAUGUAAGUCAUAAUCCUGAUUUGAGAUUCUUUCCUGAUGAAAUGGGAAGACUGUCCAAAGUCUGGGAUCUUCCUUUGGAAGGACUCCAUCUUAAUUUAGACUUCAAGCAUGUGGGAUGCAAAGCCAGAGACAUUAUCAGAUUUCUUCAGCAGCGACUGAAGAAGGCAGUGCCUUACAACAGAAUGAAGCUCAUGAUUGUUGGGAACACUGGCAGUGGGAAAACCACCCUGCUGCAACAGCUCAUGAGAAGCAAACGAACAGAACUGGGCUCUCCAAAAGCUACAGUAGGCAUUGAUGUGAAAGACUGGAUCAUUCAAGGGAAAGGCAAAAUGAAGAAGGAGCUUAUAUUAAAUGUGUGGGACUUUGGAGGACAAGAGGAGUUCUACAGUACCCAUCCUCAUUUCAUGACCCAGAGGGCUUUGUAUCUUGCUGUUUAUGAUCUCAGCAAAGGACAAGCAGAGGUGGAUGCUAUGAAGCCAUGGCUUUUUAACAUCAAGGCUCGAGCAUCAACAUCCCCUGUGAUUCUUGUUGGCACUCAUCUGGAUGUUUCUGAUGAAAUGCAACGUAAGGUCUGCAUGAGUAAAAUCACCAGAGAGCUGCUGAACAAGCGGGGCUUCCCAGCAAUCCAGGAUUACCACUUUGUCAAUGCCACAGAAGAAUCUGAUUCCAUCAUCAGACUUAGGAAAAUCAUCAUAAAGGAGAGUCUUCACUUCAAGAUAAGAGAUCAGCCAGUGGUUGGUCAGCUAAUUCCUGACAGCUACCUGGAGCUGGAAAAGAGAAUUUUGCUGGAACGUAAAAAUGUCCCAGUGGAAUUUCCUGUAAUUGAUCAGAAGCGCUUGCUGGAACUGGUACAAGAAGGCCAGCUACAGCUGGAUGAAAAUGAACUCCCUCAUGCAAUUCACUUUCUGAAUGAAUCAGGUGUUCUCCUUCAUUUCCAAGACCCAGCACUUCAGCUGAGAGAUCUGUAUUUCGUAGAUCCAAAGUGGCUGUGUAAAAUCAUGGCACAGAUUCUGAUGGUGAAAGUGGAAGGCUGUUCUAAAUACCCUAAGGGAAUUGUGAAGCGUUCAGAUGUGGAAAAAUUCCUUUUGAAGAAGAGCAAAUUCCCUAAAAUCUAUAUGUCACAAUACUUUAAGCUUCUGGAAAAGUUCCAGAUUGCUUUGCCAUUAGGAGAGGACCAACUGCUAAUCCCAAGCAGCUUGUCUGAUCACAGACCUGUUAUAGAGCUUCCCCACUGUGAAAAUUCUGAAAUUAUCAUCAGGCUUUAUGAGAUGCCAUACUUUCCUAUGGGAUUUUGGUCCAGGCUCAUCAACAGGUUGCUUGAGAUAUCUCCUUACAUGCUCUCAGGAAGAGAGCGAGCUCUUCGUCCUAACAGAAUGUACUGGAGACAAGGCAUCUACUUGAACUGGUCUCCUGAGGCUUAUUGUCUAGUGGAGUCAGCAGUAUUUGACAACAACCCAGACAGUUUUUUGAAAAUCACAGCACCUUCUUGCAGAAAAGGGUGCAUCCUUUUGGGGCAAGUUGUGGAUCACAUAGAUUCUCUUAUGGAAGAAUGGUUUCCAGGUGACCUUUUGGUAAAUCCAGAUCAACCAAGACAGACCAUUCCAAUUGCUCAGAUUGCUCCUGACCUGAUACUGGCUGAUUUGCCUAGAAAUAUUAUGUUGAACAAUGAUGACCUGGAAUUUGAUGAAGCUCCUGAAUUUCUCUUGGGUGAUGGUGGCUUUGGAUCUGUGUACCGUGCAUCCUAUGGUGGUGAAGAUGUUGCUGUAAAGAUUUUCAAUAAACAUACUUCUCUCAGGCUCCUAAGACAAGAGCUUGCAGUGCUUUGUCACCUCCACCACCCCAGUCUGGUGUCUUUGCUGGCUGCUGCAAUCCGUCCCCGGAUGCUGGUGAUGGAAUUGGCUCUCAAAGGAUCUCUUGAUCGUUUGCUUCAACAGGAAAAUGCAAGUUUGACUAGAACACUUCAGCACAGGAUAGCUCUACAUGUAGCAGAUGGCUUAAGGUACCUGCAUUCAGCAAUGAUCAUCUACCGUGAUUUAAAGCCUCACAAUGUGUUGCUCUUUACCUUAUAUCCCAAUUCAGCUGUUAUUGCAAAAAUAGCUGACUAUGGCAUUGCCCAGUAUUGUUGCCGAAUGGGAAUAAAAACCUCGGAAGGCACACCAGGAUUUCGAGCGCCAGAGGUUGCCAGAGGAAAUGUUAUUUACAAUCAGCAAGCUGAUGUUUAUUCAUUUGGCUUGCUGCUUUAUGACAUUUUAACAGGAGGAGGUAGAAUAAUGGAAGGCUUGAAGUUUCCAAAUGAAUUUGAUGAAUUAGCAAUACAAGGAAAAUUACCAGAUCCUGUCAAAGAAUAUGGGUGUUCCCCGUGGCCUGAAGUUGAAAACUUAAUUAAAAAGUGUUUGAAGGAAAAUCCUCAGGAACGACCAACAUCUUGCCAGGUUUAUGAGAUCCUGAAUUCUGCAGAGCUGAUCUGUUUGAUGAGAUAUGUCUCCAUACCUAGCACAUCUACAGCAGAGUGCAUGGUGGCAGCCAAUCAAAGCUGCAAGAAGGCAGGAGUCUGGAUAGGAAAUGGGAACACAGAAAAGGCACAGCUUUCAUUUGUGAACCUAAACACAGAUGGACAUACUUGUGAGGAUAUUGCAGACAGUAAAAUUAUAAGUUUGGCCUUAGUGACUCUUCCUACUGAGAAAGAAAACUGGAUUGUAGCAGGAACCCAGUCUGGUUCUCUGUGGGCUGUUAACACAGAAGAUGAAACAAGAAGGCAUCGUCUGCAGAAAAUGUCAGAUUCUGUCACUUGUUUGUACUGUAAUUCUCUUUCAAAGCAAAGCAAACAGAAAAAUUUCUUCUUGGUAGGCACAGCUGAUGGCAAACUGGCAGUUUUUGAAGACAGAGCAGUAAAGUGUAAGGGAGCUACACCUUUGAAGAUACUGACUAUAGGAAAUGUUAGCACACCCCUGAUGUGCUUAAAUGAAUCCUCAUGCUUCUCUGAAAAAAAUGUAAUCUGGGGAGGCUGUGGAACAAAAAUCAUUGCCUUAACCAGUGACUUCUCUGUUCAAAAGCUCAUUGAAACAAAGACAAGUCAACUGUUCUGCCAUAAUGCUUACAGUGAUGCAAACAUUAUUUCAAUAGCAAUAGACAAAUCCAUCUACUUGGCAAAGAAAAACAGCCAUUUUGUGGAAAUCUGGGACAAGAAAACAGAAAAACUUUCUGAAUUAAUUGACUGUGCACAUUUUCUGAAGAACAAAGUGGAAAAAUUAAAUAAGGAAUCAAAACACAAACUGGCUUAUUCAGGAAGAGUGAAGACCAUUUGUCUGCAGAAGAAUACUGCACUGUGGAUAGGGACAGGAGGAGGACACAUCUUGCUGCUUGACUUGUCAACGCGUCGUCCUGUACGAGUUAUAGACAAGUUCUGUGAUUCUGUUCGAGUCAUGGUAACAGCUCAGCUGGGGAGUCUCAAGAAUGUGGUCCUUGUUUUGGGAUAUUGCUAUAAAAGUGACACCGAAGACAACAAAUAUCACAAAGAGUUACAAUCCUGUGUGUCAGUGUGGGACAUUAACCUGCCCCAUGAAGUGCAAAACCUGAAAAAACACAUAGAAAUGAGACAGGAAUUAGCAGAAAAAAUGAAGAGCUUUUCUUUGGACUGAAAAGUCACCCUGCAAGUGCCAUUUUUUUCUAGUCUUCCAUCCUAACAUACUGUGCAAUAUUUACAACUUCUUCUUCCUGUUAUUUUUAACCUAAAGCAGGAAGAAAAUUACCAUGAGAGUAUUCAUAGGAUGCCAAGAAGAAAGAAGUUAUUUUUAAUAUUUGAAAGGACAGAAAACUGUUGGGAAUUUCUGAUUCUAAAAUGCUGUCAUGGAUCUGUUGUUUACCUGUGAAGUUCUGCUCUCUGCAACUAUGGCUCAACUUAGGUAUAACAUUGUUCAUUCAGUUUUUGAUCCCAGUUAAUCUGGGGAUAAGCCAGGAGACUAUAAGUGGCUCUAAUUUACUUAAGUAUCUCUAUGAGUUGACACUCUAAUAAGAAGCAAAAUUUAAGCCUCUGUGUGCUUACUGCACUUUGCAUGUGUGAGUUUGCUCCUGUGAUUCAUGGUUUAGUAAUGUCAGAGCUCGUGACUCUGUGAAAAAACAUCAUCUAACAGCAGUGUUUAAAGGAAUAUGUAAUUACUACAUUACUCUUUAAAAACAACAGGCAGAAUUGUCUGUGUUUCUUUCAUGAAUAAAUGACUUUUUUUUUUCCAUUAUGACCAGAAAAAACCCAGUUGUGCUACUCUAAUAAAAUAGCUCCAGAUUAAACACACGGUGAGGCUUCCUCACGUCAGUGCCCUCGUGCAGCGCUGCAGUCGCAGCUCUGGGCUGGGAACCCUGCCAGGCACAAAACUCCCUUGGGCAGCUCUCUGGGAAGAGAGAAGAGAAAGCACGGGGUCACUGCUCUGGUCUAAAUGCUGCUAUGACUUGCUCUCAGUCCAACUUGCUUGUUUGCUUACCUCAGUCUAAAAAAAGGGGAACUUUUGCUUUGAUUUUUCUAACAUGCAAAGUUUCCACUUAUUCAUUCUUGUUGGAAUUUGUGUUGUUUGGGGGGAUAAUCAGGGGAACCUUGAGGAGUGUAAGAACUGGCUGCCUCUUCCAAAUUUGUUUCUACACAUCAUCAUUCAAGAGUCACUGUUUGCUGCUUUCUGGCUGUAAGUGCAAGCUGCUGCUUACAGCCCACACUGACCUGCUCUAAGGACGUGCCUUAUUUCUGUCCUCCUGAAGACAGACACUUUCUUUUUUUGAUACCAGAAGAAUCCACAGGGUGCUCCCAAAAACCUCAGGGAGUGGAGCAUCCAGAGCCAUUCCUGAGUCUAGGGAGCUGAACAAGGUUGAGCAACCAAAAAGUUCUCAGUUUUUUGUUUGUUGUUUUUUUUUUGUGGGUUUUUUGUUUGUUUGUUUCUUUUUGGAAAAUUACAUACUGGGACAACAGCAUUUCUUAUGUCCAACUCUAACAUUGUUCUGUUCUCUGCCAGUUGUGGAAUGCAUACUCAGGAUUCUUUUCAGAUAUGCAUCCCAGUUUCUAUGAAUUCUUGUAAUCUGUGUACUGCGAAGAAUUUGCUAUUUAUAUGGGAUUUUAUAACUCAGAAAAUAUAUAUUAUGUUAGAAUGAAUAUGGUUGAGUUUUUUUAAAAGAAAAGAGUAUAUACAUUGUGAUUAAGUUUAUUUGUAAGUAAUUUUGAAAUGUAAGCCUAAACAUUUCUAUUAAAACUGUGCUUUGU
Molecule: messenger RNA, 9495 nt
Organism: Zonotrichia leucophrys gambelii
Lineage: Eukaryota; Metazoa; Chordata; Aves; Passeriformes; Passerellidae
Gene: LRRK2
Product: leucine rich repeat kinase 2
Exons: 51
Coding region: 425-7894 (2489 amino acids)
Biological process (GO): protein phosphorylation
Molecular function (GO): protein kinase activity; GTP binding; protein binding
Source: RefSeq, a predicted model, not a curated record